Anguilla rostrata (American eel) is the source of this 2291-nucleotide messenger RNA. RefSeq names its product hdc homolog, cell cycle regulator (gene heca). The record is from RefSeq and is a predicted model, not a curated record. NCBI's taxonomy places the organism in Eukaryota, Metazoa, Chordata, Actinopteri, Anguilliformes, Anguillidae. The transcript has 4 exons. Bases 271 to 1923 code for a protein of 550 amino acids.
CAAGGGGAAAACAGCGCCUGACCGUUCGAGAUUCAGAAUAGGAAUCAAAACAACAGACUGACACGCCUUCGUCGUAUAGCCUACCUUUGCUGACAGAACCACAGAAAUCUAGAUGGCGAUGAGGCUGUGAAAGGCAGUGUCACCUGCAAAGGAAGAACAGAAAGCGAAGAAAAGAAUGUUAUGCUGCGCUGCGUUGAGAAAAUGUAAUCUGCGGAAAUGAGAGACAGCAGCUUCUGAUUAUCAGUAUUCAUUAAUAACAGGAACAGCACGAUGCCCAACCAGAAAAACAACAAGGGGAAGAGAAAUAAACGCACCAAUAGUAGUGGAGAUGAACAGGAAAAUGGAGCCAGUGCGGCCGCAACAGGAACCCAGGCAGCAGCAACAACGUUGUUGGGGGCUACAGCUGCGCCGCCAAAUGAGAAUACUAGUGCAGAAGCCCCUUGUGCUACCCCUCUGGUGUGCAGUCUGGGCAGACCGAUCGACCUGGACAAGGACGACUACCAACGGGUGGUGUGCAACAGCGAAACCUGUCCCUACAGCAACUGGAUGCACCUGCAGUGCUUCUACGAGUGGGAGAGCAGCAUCCUGGUGCAGUUCAACUGCAUCGGACGCGCGCGCAGCUGGAACGAGAAGCAGUGCCGCCAGAACAUGUGGACUAAGAAGGGAUACGACCUGGCCUUCCGCUUCUGCUCCUGCCGCUGCGGUCAGGGCCACCUCAAAAAGGACACCGACUGGUACCAGGUCAAACGCAUGCAGGACGACCGCAAGAAGAAGGUCCCGCCGGAGAAGAGCUUCGGCAAGUCCGGCGCCUCUGCAAGCGGGGGCGGGGGCGGGGGCGGGGGCGGGUGCGGGGGUGGGGGUGGGGGCGGGUGCGGGGGCGGGGCUGUGGGUGGGAUGGAGCCCUCCGAAGAGCCCAAAAAGGUCCGGCACCCCACGGGAAACAAAAUGGCGCACAGGACGUCCAGCCAGGAGCUGCCGCGCCGGCAGUCUAUAGACCGGCAGAACUCUCAGGAGAGGGGCCCCGGCGGCCCUUUCUGCGGCAACAGCCUGGGGCCCCGCUCGCCCUGCGACUCCCCCGGCCAGUCGCCGCCGUCCGGCUUCUCCUUCUUCUCGCCCGCGGCCUUCGGCGGGCCCCGCGGCUCGCGGCACCUGGGCGAGUUCCUGAAGAACGCCGUCCACCUGGAGGGCCACCGCAAGCACCUGCUGGCUGCCGCCGCUGCUGCCGCCGCCGGCGGGCUGGGCCGCAGCGGCCACGGGCUGGAGCACGGCGUCGGCCUCCCCCUGCCCCGGCUGGCCCCGGGGGACAACCCCGUGCAGUUCCUCCGGAGGCUGGACCUCUCCGAGCUGCUGGCCCACAUCCCCCGCCACAAGCUCAACACCUACCACGUGCGCAUGGAGGACGACGCCCACACCGGCCAGGGGGAGGAGCUGAGGAAGUUCAUCCUAUCGGCGCUCAGCGCCAGCCACAGGAACGUGGUCAACUGCGCCCUGUGCCACCGGACCCUGCCGGUGUUCGAGCAGUUCCCAUUGGUGGACGGGACCCUGUUUCUCAGCCCCUCCCGUCACGACGAGAUCGAGUAUGACGUGCCCUGCCACCUACAGGGGAGGCUGAUGCACCUGUAUGCAAUUUGUGUCGAUUGCCUGGAAGGAGUCCAUAAAAUCGUAUGUAUAAAGUGUAAGUCUCGAUGGGAUGGGAGCUGGCACCAACUGGGAACCAUGUACACUUAUGACAUACUGGCUGCCUCGCCCUGUUGUCAGGCUCGGCUGAACUGCAAGCACUGUGGAAAACCCGUCAUAGACGUUCGAGUUGGGAUGCAGUACUUCUCCGAGUACAGCAACGUGCAGCAGUGUCCCCACUGUGGAAAUCUAGACUAUCACUUUGUCAAGCCAUUCUCCUCUUACAAGGUCCUGGAAGCCUAUUGACAAAUGCUGUGUUUGCAUGCUAGUGUUGUUUUCUGUUUCCUUUCUAUAGGCAACCUUUUUUGGCUCAUAAACAAAGAUUCAUUUUCAGGAUGCUUUGUCCAUCUCUUUUUUGUUUUUAUAAAGAAAUAUGACAAUAUACAUGUACCAAUAAAGUAUCUUUUCUAUUUAAAGAAAGAAAAUUUAACAAGAUUUGGGUGUAUAUUCAUAAGAAAUGGGGAAAAAAGUUUUUGAAAUUAAUAUGUAAAAAAAAAAAAAAAAACCCAUAAGCAACAACAAAAAAACAAAAACUGUGACAAGUGAAUGUAUCCGUAUGCCAAAUGAGCUUUUUUUGUAAUAAAAAAAUAAAUAAAAAAACAAAGUUAAAUGGA